GACGUGCUCCAGUUAUCAACAUCAGUUACUCCACCACGGCACAGCAGUCCGAUCUCGCCAGUGAAAUUAGAAACUAUUGGUAACCUUGUACGUGUAGAAGCCAGCUGUCAGUGCACGUGUAUACAACUCCAGAAGAGCACAACAUGAAUAUGACAUGUUGAAAAAUUUAGUUGAAAUUGACUGUAUCAAUACAGAGAGAGAGAGAGAGUGAUAUUUAACGUCCACAAAGCCACUUUAAAACGACAUUUCCUUGUCAGCACUGUGUGUUAGACUUCUUGAGUUGAAUGAUGAUCUAAGCAGGACAACAUUAUAUGAACAUGGGGAUAAGCUGUCAUGAAGAAACCGUGUAUCAUGUAAUGGUAAGAAACGAUAUAUAAGAUGUCGAUUUGCACCAAUGAACACAUUGUGGACUCGGUGUUUAUGUUGUUUAUCUUCAGCCCAUUGGUUGUAUGUUACUGGAAUAGUACCUGGAACCUCGCUGAACUAUAUCUGUUGCCAAGCAACAAGAUAGCAUCCGCAUUGACAUCAUUGGCAAUAAGCAUUAUAUUGAUGGUGGCGUCAUAUUUCACACAGGACUUUCUGAAUGAGGAGACACAACAUGAUUAUUUGGAUUGCACUCUGCAACUGUAUCAAAACAAGAUAGCGUCCGGAUGGAUAUCGGUGGCAAUAAGCAUUGUGUUGAUGGUGGCGUCAUUUUUCACACAGGACGUUUUGAACAAGUAUGUCAAGAAAGAAAAGUACGUGUCCUUUUACCUGGUGUCACGCCUCUUUACCUACGUCAUGUCGUUUAGCCAGGUGAGCAACUGGCGAGGGAUAUGGGAACUUCUCAACCUGUACAUCGGCAUGACAAUGCCUGGCUCACUGACAACUCUAGCUAUCGGUACUGUAGGUCUGGUUGCCCUUCGUUCGUACAGGAACGUUUUGACGCCACCAGGAGCUUGGGUUCUUGACGUUGAGACCAACAACUAUUUCACCAUCCAUCUGUUUGGAACAAAGAAGGGCAGCGUCCUGUAUGUCAUUCACGUGCUCUUCGGUGUGGCUGUGGUGUCGACGCUGGUAGUGCUGGUCUGGUGGGGUCAGUGGAUGGUUCUCCAACUCUCCAUUUCACCCAACAACGACCUCUGGCGGGGAAUCAUCGUCUUCAGUGUCGUGCUGUGUGUUACUGGCACGGGCUGUGGGCUUUGCUGGGCGUGA
Molecule: messenger RNA, 1194 nt
Organism: Haliotis rubra (blacklip abalone)
Lineage: Eukaryota; Metazoa; Mollusca; Gastropoda; Lepetellida; Haliotidae
Exons: 5
Coding region: 379-1194 (271 amino acids)
Source: RefSeq, a predicted model, not a curated record